Molecule: messenger RNA, 1964 nt
Organism: Papaver somniferum (opium poppy)
Lineage: Eukaryota; Viridiplantae; Streptophyta; Magnoliopsida; Ranunculales; Papaveraceae
Product: FAD synthase-like
Exons: 17
Coding region: 84-1634 (516 amino acids)
Biological process (GO): FAD biosynthetic process
Molecular function (GO): FMN adenylyltransferase activity
Source: RefSeq, a predicted model, not a curated record
AUGGAGUAUAAAAUUCUCUGCUCUCUACUCAUAUUCUUGGAAGCUCUCUUUCUCUUACAUUUUCCAUUUCUAUAUUCUGAGAAAUGGAGAUCGAUAGAGCAAUCAAAGGAAGUGAAGAUACGAGAUUGAAAACUAAGUAUGAUAACGCAAUCUAUGUUAUCCAAAGAGCUCUUGCUUUGUACAAGUUUGAAGAGGUCGCCUUCAGCUUUAACGGAGGAAAAGAUUCAACGGUUUUACUGCAUCUUCUAAGGGCCGGUUAUUAUUUGCAUAAAAAGAAACCUGAUAGUUCUAGUGGGACUCCAAAAAACUGUGAUGAAAAAUUUCCGUUAAGAACUAUCUACUUUGAGAGCCCUUCUGCUUUUCCUGAGAUCAACUCUUUCACUUAUGAAGCAGCCGAAACUUAUGGCUUGCAAAUCGAAGUUAUUCGGCUAGAUUUCAAGUCUGGCUUGGAGUCUUUAAUAAAGGAAAAACCAACUGCAGCUAUAUUUCUUGGUACCCGAAUUGGUGACCCAAAUGCGGUUGGCCAAGAACAGUUUUCCCCUAGUUCUCCUGGAUGGCCACCCUUCAUGAGAGUGAAUCCCAUCCUGGAUUGGUCUUAUAGGGAUGUUUGGGCCUUUCUCUUAACUUGUCAAGUGCCAUACUGCAGUCUUUAUGACCAGGGUUAUACUUCAAUAGGGAGCACAUAUGAUACAGUUCCAAAUGCAUUAUUGUGCAUUGAUGAUUCCUCCUCCAGUAAAGAGAAUUUCAAACCCGCGUACAAGCUUAUAGAUGGAAGGCUAGAAAGAGCUGGUAGAGCUAAAAAAUGUUAUCCAUCGGCUUCUGGGGAUGGCCCAGUCAUUAGCAAUGGUCUGACUGGUGUGGAUUCUCAUCAGACGGGUACUCUGACAGCCUCAAUCAUCUCUGUUGGUGAUGAGAUUCUGUUCGGCAUUGUUGAGGACCAAGUGGGACCAUCGUUAUGCAAAAAGUUACAUUCUAUAGGCUGGGCUGUAUCGCGUACUGCCGUGGUUCGCAAUGAUAUAGAUUCUGUAGCUGAAGAAGUUGAACGUCAGAAGUCUUCUGCUGAUAUGGUGUUUCUAUUUGGAGGUGUGGGCUCUUUGCAUUCAGAUGUCUCUAUGGCAGGCAUUGCAAAAGCCUUUGGAGUUCGUACGGCUCCUGAUGAAGAAUUUGAAGAGUAUCUCAGGCAUCUUACUGGGGACCAGUGUACUGGUGAUCGCAAUGAGAUGGCUCAGUUGCCUGAAGGCAUCACUGAAUUGUUGCACCAUGAAAUGCUACCGGUCCCUUUGAUUAAAUGCCAAAAUGUGAUCAUUCUUUCUGCUACAAAUGUUGAUGAGCUGGACAAGCAAUGGGACUGUCUGAUUGGAUCAGAAAGCUCUAGCAGCCAGCUAAAGUUAAUGGCCCCUUUUUUGUCAAAGCAUCUUAGCACUGCUCUUGCUGAUGUAAAAAUUGCUCAAUUUGUUUCACAAUUAUGUCUUGAAUUCCCGGAUAUUCGCAUCGGAUGUUACCGCAAAUCAAGAAUGGGACCUCAAAUUGUCAGCUUCGUUGGGAAGCAGGACCAUGCGAGAAUGGAACUAGCUGUAAAAGCAUUGCGCCAGAAAUUUCAUCCCGAAGCUUUCUCUGACAUCAACUGUGGGUGACUCUGCUCAUAUCCACUGCACUGACAGCAACUCUGGAGUAUCGAAGGAGCAAAAGUCUGCUUGUUCUCUGAAGUUCCAGUAUUCUUGAACUGAAAGGAUUUUUGCUCCUUAGUCCAGAUUCGAAUGAUGAAAUAGUAAAGAGUCUCCUUCAGCGCCUGAAGUGGAAUAUGAAGGAAGCAAAGGAGAGGAGUAACACAAUUGGUCGAAAACAUUUUUAUAAGAACAACCUUAUUGAUAGAAGUAACAGAAUUGUAAAAUAAUUCAAAUAUUUUCAUGUACCAAUGAUUCCACUUGACAAGCUCAGUUAAAUUUUUUACACAGUUGUUCUUA